Messenger RNA from Myxocyprinus asiaticus (Chinese sucker), 6841 nucleotides. Its product is annotated as rho GTPase-activating protein 29-like. The transcript has 21 exons. Lineage: Eukaryota; Metazoa; Chordata; Actinopteri; Cypriniformes; Catostomidae. Bases 690 to 4313 code for a protein of 1207 amino acids. Gene Ontology annotation, molecular function: GTPase activator activity. The record is from RefSeq and is a predicted model, not a curated record. Gene Ontology annotation, cellular component: cytoplasm. Gene Ontology annotation, biological process: activation of GTPase activity; signal transduction.
ACUAAAUGCUGCCCUCCUGCUUUCCUGACUCUUUGGUCUAUGAAGAUGGCCACAUUGAACUUCUCUUCGCACACAUUAAGGACUUAACUGCCUCUAAUGUGAGGACGUGUCAGUGCCAUUCAUAUCUGAGCAGAUAAGUCUGGUAUCUUCUGUGGGAAACAUCUAAACUCGGUCUCUGGGGGCUCAAUGUUUGGUCUCGUAAAUGUUUUAUCAGUUCUUCCCCCUAGAUUUGGAGGUGAAAUUGAUUAGCAAGCCUGACUGGUGCCAGCUUUCCCAGGGAGGAGGGAAAAAAAUGAGAAAAAGCAAUGCCAUUUUUGCUUUAUGAUGUAACUUCCACGUUUGGAUUGUAUGUGUACGGUGAGGGCUUCCAUUGUGUUCUCGUGAGCUUCAGGAUGUCCUGUUGAGGAGGGGUAUGUGGAGGGACGAGGGGACGUGAUGACUGGCCAGAACUUUGUAAACGGCGGUAGGAGGAGUGGCAGGUCCACAAAUUCGCUUUGGAAUCUUCAAAAGGUCUUAGAAGAUCAACCUGACUGGCUUGGUUUUUCAUUCUGUCAAGGAUUGAAGGAAAAGAGCUUGUGGGGAAAUUUUAAGGAAAGACCCUAAAAAGUCUGCCGGAGACUAUCCAAUCUUGACUCUAUAACGUCUAUAGGUGCCUGUCUUUUCCUGGGUGUUCGGUGCAUGCUAACUAGAUGGGAAGUGUGGUUGUUGGUGUGAACUUCAAGGAAGUGAAUGAAGACAAUAAGCAGACGCUCUUUUCAGAGAUCUACACUUCCAUAGAUACAUUGGCCUUCACGUUUGGCAAUGUAGUGUCUGACUUCCUUAUGGGAGAUGUAGAGAACGGCUCGACCUCGGGGCUUUCUCAGACCCGCAGGAGCAGGUCCUUUGAAAACCUGAUGGUGGAGUCUGGAGGAUGUGGACUGGAAAAUGAAGACCCACCGGGUCCCUCUCCGCCCGUGCGGGUGGAGGAGAUGGACGGAGCUUUGCUCCGGAGUGACAGCGGAGUGGAGUCAGCCCUGCUCUAUGCCAAAGCCUGGUCAAAAUACACCAAGGAGCUCCUGGCCUGGGUGGACAAACAUCUCAAUAUGGACAUCGAAUGCGCAAAGAGCUACGCCAAGAUGGCUGAAUCUGCAAAGGCACUGGCGACUCAACAGGAGCACAUGCCAUUCCGGGAUAUUUACAUUUCUGCCUUCAAGAAUGAUAUUGAAUAUAGCCAGUUAAUCAUGCUAACCACAGCUGCGCUCCAAUCAAACAAAUUCAUGCAGCCUUUGCAGACUCGAAAGAAUGAACUCGACAAAUUAAGAAAGGAGGUGAAGGAACAAUGGCAGAGAGAGCAGAAAAAAAUGAAUGAAGCAGACAGUGCGCUGAAGAAGGCCAGGCUGCUGAAGGCGCAGAGGCAGGAGGAGUAUGAGAAGGCCCGCUACUCCACCAGUCGAAUCGAGGAGGAACAAACUGGAACCACAGCAGCAAAACAGCUGGAAAAGAGACGCAAACUAGAGGAGGAAGCUCUGCAGAAGGCAGAGGAAGCCCGAGAACACUACAAACACUGCAUCACCGAUGUCGGGGUAAAGAGAGUGGACCUGGCCAACACCAAGAGUGAGAUCCUUACUCAGAUACGAGAGCUUGUGUUUCAGUGUGACCUGACCCUGAAAGCAGUUACAGUUAACUGGUUUCAGUUGCAGCAGGCCCAGGUGGUGUCCCUUCCUGUAAACUUCCAGUCGCUGUGUGAGAACGCUAAACUGUAUGAACCCGGACUAUGUUACACUGAAUUUGUGAAAAGUCUGCCCUAUGAACAGACCAGAGGGGAAUCCUUCUCUUUUGACAUCUCUGGGACACAGAACACAGGGUUGACCCUCUCAAAGCGAGUGAAUAGCAGUCACUCAUCCCGGGUGCCUCUCACAACUGGAGACUUCCUGAGUGCAGACGAGGUGGAAAGUCACGUCCAAGCACGCACAGGAAAGAUCUUGGAAGGUCGCUCAAACAGUAGUACUGAUAUACAAGCUCUGAAGACCCAGGGUCCGUUCCGUGCCUGGAGAAACAGCAGUCAGGGUGGAGGCAUGUGCAGUGACUCUGAAAGUGCCGGAGGAAGCAGUGAAUCUCGCUCCAUGGACUCCCCAACGGCAAGCCCAGGUGACUUUAAGAGAAGGCUUCCUAGAACUCCCUCAACAGGCACUAUGUCUUCAGCAGAUGACCUGGAUGAGAGAGAACCGCCAUCUCCUUCAGAUAAUGGUCUGAGUGAGAUGGUUACGGAGGCAGCUAGCUCUCCCGGACCCUUCCGGAACACGCAGAUGUCUAAAGCAGCUCAGACGCACAAGUUACGAAAGCUCCGAGCUCCGUCAAAAUGCAGGGAGUGUGAUAGUCUAGUAGUUUUCCAUGGUGCUGAAUGCGAGGAGUGUUCCCUUGCUUGUCAUAAGAAGUGUUUGGAGACUCUAGCCAUUCAGUGUGGACAUAAGAAGCUACAAGGAAAACUGCAUCUGUUUGCUGUCGACUUUGCUCAGGCAGCCAAGAACAGUCCUGAUGGGAUCCCCUUUAUUAUCAAAAAGUGCACCACAGAGAUUGAAAACAGGGCUCUGAACAUAAAGGGAAUCUAUCGUGUUAAUGGGGCCAAAUCAAGAGUGGAGAAGCUUUGUCAAGCUUUUGAGAAUGGUAAAGACCUGGUGGAGCUGUCAGAUCUUUAUCCUCAUGAUAUCAGCAAUGUCUUGAAACUCUACCUUCGCCAGCUGCCAGAGCCCCUCAUUCUCUUCCGUUACUAUAACGACUUCAUUGGAUUGGCCAAAGAGAGUCAGAGUAUCAUUGUUGAUGAAGUAGAGGCAUCAAGAGGAAGACCCACCUCCGACUGCCCGCAGAUCAGCGUGGAGCUCAACCGGGUCUUUUUCAAAAUUAAAGACCUGCUGCGUCAGCUGCCUCCAGCCCACUACAAAACCCUACAAUUCCUCAUUCAGCACUUGCACAGAGUGUCAGAGAGGGCUGAUGAAAACAAGAUGACUGCCAGUAAUCUGGGCAUCAUUUUUGGCCCCACGCUGAUCAAACCCCGACAGGCUGAUGCAGAGGUCUCGCUCUCCUCUCUGGUGGACUACCCUUACCAAGCCCUGAUUGUGGAGCUCUUGAUCCGGCAUUAUGAGAUGAUCUUCGAUACUCCACUGAGUCCUCUGCCACCUUCCUCCCCUGUGGGAGAGAGCUCGCCACUCCCUAUCAAAUCACGCUUCACCUCUCAGGAGAAGGAACAACAGCUUAGCCGACAUUCAAAGUCCCUGGUAGACAUUAAAGAGCAACAACAGCCAAAGGCUAGGGCAUAUAAAAGACAUUCCUCCAUAAUACCUUCCAUACACCUGAUGGAUGAGGUGAAAGAAGGGAAGAUAAGGUCUGACAAAGAUUUUGCAGCAGUUGGAGAUGUUGAUGCAGAAGACCUCAACAGGCUCUUGUCAACAAGUGUCCCUGAAAUGCAGAACUCACCUGGCCUCACCCGCCGCAACCACGUCUCCAGAGUUCAGCUGCGUCCUCCAAGACCCAAGUUGGGCUCUCGACCAAUCAGCAUGCCAGCUGAGCGGCUCCUCAACCUCGCCAAGGUCGAUGAGUGUAAUGUAAAGAACUCGGUAGAACAAGAAGACAACCACAGUCGGGAUCCCGUCAUUGAGGAAGUGUCGGAAGAGGAGAGACCCAAGUUCAGAGCAGCCAAUCAUUAUAGAAAAUCAUACAUCGAUACACAGACACUCCGAAGGACUUGGGACAAGCAGUAUAAGCAUCAUGACAUCACUCCUAAGACUUUUGUGAUCACGGCCAGUUCUUCCGUCGACUCCGGAGCCAGUGAUUCCAGCAUUCUCUCUUCUUCUGUUACUUCAUCCUCUUCCUCGGAACACAUCAAAACCACUAGCACCAUCCAUGCUAACGGACCCUACACUAUUACUUUUAGGCCUGGGCGAACUUUAAGUAGGGAAGGAAAUGUUAGUGAGUACUGCCCUGUUCCCACGGCUUUCAGGCCACCGAGGACUCUGCAACCUCCUCCUGGAACGUUCUAUAAACCUCCAGGGAGAAAAACCAAAACAUUGGCAAAGGUUGAGCUAAAGACUGGCAGAGCAACAUCUAACAGCACUGAGGAGGAAGAGGAGGAUGACAAUGAUGAGGAAGAGGAAGGGUUUGGUGUGGAAGUCUCAGUUGAUGAGCCUGAUCUGGAUCCAGAACCUUCUCCAGAGCCUGACGCCCAGUCUCCCAGCUCCAGUCCGAAGGAACUUGUGCAAAAUGAAACCAAACCCGUAUACCAGAGACUUCGGUCCCAGCGUAUGCAGGAUCUCGAACACAGGGAGGCUCAUUUUGUCUGAGAUCUGGACUCUUACACUUGAACAUGUUGUUUAGGUGGAAAUGUUUCCAUAACUGUGAAGAGAUCCCAAGGAAGUGUUAUAUAGGAUAUAUGUACUUAUACUGUAUAUUUAUAUAUUCUUCAUCUGUUAUUUGUAAUAAUCAAGCAAACCCUUGGACAAGACUUUACACAGUAUGCAAUUAAAUUAAAAUGUUCUUAGUUGAUCACAUCAUUUAUGCACCCAUGCAAAGACAAAACAACCAUUUUAAUGCAUUAUAACACAGAAACGUCACUGCCACUGUGCAAUUUCAUUUAUGCUGUAAAUGAUUUUCGUUAAAGGUGAUAUGUUUUUUUUAAAUGUUGAAUCCCAGCUUAAUAUGCAGAUAUAACUAUAAGGAAGCCAUUCAAUGUUGAUUCCUCUCUUAUGUCCAUAUUAAUCCGGAUAAAUUUGAAUUACGCUUUGGUCUUCCAUCUAGAGGUCUGCAUUCUUACAGAACUUCUGCAGGACCCAAUCAGAUUUCUUGCAGCGCGGGAUUAAAUUUCCAAGUUGAAGGCGGUAGUGGACGGUACGUCCAUGAGUUGUGUGCGGGAGCGGGCAGUCAGAGAAAUGCCUAAAAAACCUGAUGUGGAUAUCUAUUUUUAUAUUAUUAAUUUAUGAAUGCAAUAAUAAUAAUAAUAAUAAUAAUUAUUAUUAUUAUUAUUGUAUUUUAUUUUACAAUUAAUUAUUUUUGGUUAACAAUAAACAUAAAAUCCAACGUAAAAAUGUGCACACAACACGUGCAUCAAAUUAUCCAAUAUUCAGAGCAGGCUAUAGUCAACGGCGCUUUACAAAAAUGGCAGAGCAAAGCAUGGACACAGUGCGUCAUGAAAGGAUGUGAAACUGGGACUGGAAAAUAGUCAAUAAGUGAUAAGAAACCAACCUCAGACAAGUCAGAUGGGCAUUAUGUCACGCAUCAUCUGAUAAUAGCAACAACAGAAAAUAAAAUGUUAUUUGCGUACACUUGUCUAUUUGUAUGGCUUUUGCUCGAUGUGAAAAAUAAAUCAUUGCGGGCAGAGAGCAGGUGAACAUGGAGUAAAAUUCAGCGGGAGCAUUCAGGUGCGGGAUAGAAACUUGCGGGAGCGGGUGGGAGCAGAAUGGAUAAAACAGUCCCGCACAGACCUCUACUUCCGUCCACACUGAGACAGCGUUUUUGUCCAGCAAAACAGAGCUUUUCGAAAAUUUUCUCCCUAGUGGAUACAUUUGAAAAUGCUGUAUUCCCCUAAAAAACAGAUAUUCAAGAACAAUUAUGUAUUUGCUGUCAUUUGAUGCAGUUAUGUGAUUCAUUCAAUCCAAAACAAUCAAGAUGAUAGCGUUGUUUAAGAUAAAUGUUACAUUGUAAAUCCUUCACACUGCAUUCCUUCAAAGGUGACGGGAAGUUAAUUUGAAAUUGCUGUCUUGCAGCGGAACUCAAGGACAAUUGCGUUUCAGACCACAUUUCUUGUGUUUUUUUUUUCUUUUCUGCAUGUGCAUGGUGAAUUAAACAUUUGUAAAUGGAGAGUGUUUCAAACCGAAAACGUAUUUUCAAAUUUUUCCGGAUGAUUGUGGAAGUGCAAAUAGUGGCUCUGUGGCACGAUGAAAAUAUUGCUCUGUUUGUUUGAGCAUCCCAAUUACUCCAACACAUUAACAUUGGCUCAACCAGUUGCAUGAGUUUGAGGCGGGACUAUCUGUUUGACUUUGACUUUUAUGGUGCAGAAAUUACACACUUCACCUUUAAAUCCUUGUUUUAAUGUAUUCUGUAUAUUUCUGUAUUUUAUGUUUUACACGCCAAAACCGAUUCGACCAAGCUGUUACAGUUGUGAGGGUUGUCACUUUAUAGUAAUCAUAAAAAUGCACUUAUUAGACUUAAUGGAACCACAUGUUUCUUGCUACUGAAAUGUUGAACUAUGUGCAGUGUUACUUUUGUUAUCCAAGAAUUACAAACAGAUGGAAUCUGACCUGUUCGAGUGUGUAAGAAAUCCAAAUACUAGCUGUAAUGUACACUUGUUAAAAAGUGCAAACAUGUUUUAUUAUUAUUGUUUAUAAUUUUUUUACACAGGUAAUGUUUUUAUUGUGAAAUUAUUGUUUAUUUGUCUGCUAACAGAGUGCUCUCAGAGAUGUUUUGAUCCAUGCUUAUAUAUACUGUAUGUACAGUAUGUUCAUAUACUAUUGUAACAGUGCCCAAAGUUUUUCUUUGUUUUUUUCUGAUAGACCAGAUACAUGUGCAUAAGUAGGCCUAUAUGUGAAUAUACCUAAAACAGGCAAAUCAAGCCAAAGUAAGUGCCUUCAUUUAUGAGAGUCCAUUAGCUGGUUGUCCAACACAAAUGAGCCUGGCCUAAAUAGCAUUUUCAAUGGAAAUGUAUUUCAUUUGAUGUCUAGUCCAGACCAAUGCUUAAUCAGUGUCUUUUGUAAAUGGGAUCCAAGUAUCUAUCUGAAUUUAAGUGAUUUUUUCAAGAUGUCUUACCUUCCCUCAAGUGUAUGAACAGGUACAUGUGAGAAUACACACUUGUAACUUAUUAAAACCAGAGAUUAUG